This is a messenger RNA of Rotaria sp. Silwood1, 621 nucleotides long. The record is from the annotation of a GenBank genome assembly. NCBI's taxonomy places the organism in Eukaryota, Metazoa, Rotifera, Eurotatoria, Philodinida, Philodinidae.
AUGCAGACAGAUUUGUUAACACUACGUCAAAUUGCUCAAAACCCAACUCUGGUUACCCAAAAUAUUUAUCUGGAAAAAACAACUGGUACAGAAAAAAUUGUAUUUCGACCAUUAUUACGUAAUGAUAUUAGUGCAUUGCAACAAUUCUUCGACCGUUUAUCAGAGAAAACACGUCGAUUCGCUACUUAUCCUAGCUAUGAUUUGCAAUGUGCACAAAAAUAUUGUGAUGACAUUGAUGGAAAUGAUAUAUUACGAAUGGUAGCCACCACCGAGAAUGGAAAAAUUAUCGCAGUAUACGAGUUCAAUUUCGAUUUAGUAAAAUUUGACAUUGAACGAUAUCACAAGUACGGUAUAGAACUAAAUCAAGACAGUGAUAUUCAAUUCGCACCUUGUAUCAUAGAUGAAUAUCAAAAUCAGCAUCUGGGUACCAAACUUUUUCAUUUGAUGAUUGAUUUAGCUAAACGAUUGGGCAAAAAACGAAUAAUUGCAUGGGCUGGUGUAUUGACUGAAAAUGAACAAGGAAUUCGAUUUUAUGAAAAAAAUAAUUUUCAAAUUUUUCGAGAAAAAUAUGUUGCCGAAGAUGGAUAUGAAUGUUAUGAUGCAAUUUUACAAUUAUCUUAA